UUAUAAUAUUUGCGCUGCCAGAUCAAAGACAAAAUGAGGUUCCUAUGAAGAGACCAAUAAGUAAUAAUAACGUCGUUGCUGUGGUUCUGUGUUUUGUGUCACUUUACUGUCAUUAACUUUGUAAUGAACAUGAACGUUUUUAAUAUCAUAUUUUAAAUUCAAUGUUAUUUCUUAUGGUUGUUAUAAUAUUUUCUAAUGUAGCUUACGUUAGCAAUAAAAAUGCAGGUACUACAAUAUUCGAUCUUGCAAAAGCCAAUUUCGAUUGCUGGACGGAAGAAGAGAUAGCCAAGUUGAGGGCUCGCAAAACAUUCGAGGAGUUGGUACCGCCGCCAGUGAGCCCAGACAGAGUAAACACCCGAUACAUCAAGGACACUCUGAGGUAUUACAGAAAUGCGUUGCGAAAUGUGGGCCGCGAAGUGGACGAUAAGUCGGCCGAAAUACUCAAAGAAGCCUUGUCUGACACUAUCGGAGCUCAUCUCAAGAGUGAAACCCUGCCUACUGUUCGAUUUGCAUAUUAUGCCGGUUAUGUGCCAUACAGGAAUGCAAGACAACUUCACAAUUUUUAUGAUCAAAUCAAAGUUACUUUAAACACUCAGGGGUUAGGCUGGAAACGGCCUGAACGAGUACCCCAGUGGUCGAAUUUAACCGUCGCCAAGAUUGUGAUUGGAUCGGGAAAACUCUUAGACCCCUGCUCUUGUCUGGUUACGCGACGUGAUUCUAAUAAUUGCAUUCACUUACCUUCGCCUAGGUUGGAUGACGAAAACCAGCCAUCAGCUAUUGCAUUGCCAUUUAAAGUGGACGGAUUGGUGAGUUUACUAUCUCCUAAUUCGGAAAAUAUUCUGUUAAAAUACUACACUACGGCAUCGAGAUGCAUAUUGCACAGUUCUCCAGAAAGUUGUCGCCAUGCAGAUUUCGUUAAUUUUAACAAUGAGCUGUGGCACUGGAUGAAACGUGAUGUUGCACCUCAUUUAGUCGACGAAAAGUUAUACGCAGCCUACGGUGGUGUGCUAAGAAUAGCAGCUGCUGUACAAAACUACGGAAAAGGUUUGUCUCGGCGUAAUCUCUUUGAAUACCAAGAAGCCGCCGUAAGUAAAUGGAAUCCUUGGAAAACGCUCACACAGUCGUAUCUGUAUAUAAACGCAGAUUGGACACCUAAACUUUAUAUCCUACUGGUAUUUCUGACUGCAUUGGCUAUUUGCCUUUUGCAGAUUUGUUAUAACUACGUAUUCGGGGAUGCAGAUGCUUGUGGUUGUAAAGGUAGAACGAGAGGCCCAUCUUUCUCCAAAGAAGUAGCGUAUACGAAAGUAGAUAGUAGUUUCCCAGCUGUAUUGCCUCAUCAAAGUGCUAUUUACUACAGUGAUAAAAAGCGUAUAAAACGCCCACCAUCUAGAAGUAAAACGUCCUCUUUAGGAUCUAUUCGGACACAAAAAGUGUAUGAUUUGAAUGAGAAUACAGAAAAACUGAUGGCCAUCAUAAUGAGUGACAAUGAGGAUUCUGAUGUAGGAUCAUCACCGUCGAAGAUGGACAGUGAAGAAGAAUGUGAAGGAAAACGUUUGACUGAUUUGAGAGAGUCUCCUAGACCAAGAAGCCCGCCCAAAAUAGAGACAUCCGUAGCUCAGUUGACGAUAGAUAGAGUUCAGUCUUCCGACAAAAAGAAUUCGAUGCCAAUGUAUUCAACUAGUACUCUAACUCGCUCUGAUCUGACGUACUGCCCUGAGAAAUUGUUAAGUGACACAGGUUGGUCAGCUACCAGUACCAGUUCAUCAGGUAAAACUCUAAGUUCCACAAGUUCCAAGUCCCACAGCAGAAGAUCAAGAAGUUCCCGUGACCUCGCAUGGGCCCGACACGUGAUAUCCAGGCAUUCUCGAAGAGGUGCGGCACAUUCUACCACUGGCACAGAAUUAGAUGCUAACUCUUUCUUAACACCACCGUCGCGCCGGUAGCGAUACUUCUUAUGUGAUUUAUGUUGAUAGGUUGUUUAUUUGUAGGAUGUUUAGUUAGUACUUAUUAUUGUAUAAGACAUGUUGGAUAUUUAAGAUGUAUUUGAGGUUUAUUAAGAAUAUAUUGGUACAUGUUAACCUUGUUUUAAUAGCAUUCAUACGCUUCAUGUUCAAAGUAAGUACCUACUUUAGAUCCAAAGUCAUUUCAUCUCUGUCCUACAGAAAUCAUGAUUUAUGCGUGUCUGGUAGUUUCAAUAAAGCAUU
This is a messenger RNA of Trichoplusia ni (cabbage looper), 2204 nucleotides long. RefSeq lists its product as uncharacterized. The coding region runs from base 162 to 1943 and encodes 593 amino acids. The transcript has a single exon. The record is from RefSeq and is a predicted model, not a curated record. Lineage: Eukaryota; Metazoa; Arthropoda; Insecta; Lepidoptera; Noctuidae.